AUGGGAACUAUUGAGGCGCUGGUCAAUUCACGAGAUCGGAGCCUAGCGUUUGGAUUAGACCUCAACUCGGGUAUCUCAAGUGUAACAUUAGUGCUUCUUGGAAAGGACCACAGCGAAACUGUGGUGAAGCGUGGCUACUGCGGGAUCACUCAGGAAGAACUCUAUUCCACAAUCGACGUUCAUAUUCACAGAUUGAAAAUGAUCUUUGAAGCAUCGUCGGAGCUUGUGGUUGAUGCAAUCUUACAUAGUCGAAAGUUUCCUAUGUACCAAACUCUCCUACAAGAAGUUCACAACGGUUUGGAGAAGUUUAAUGACUGGAAAAUCAACCACAUCGCGAUAAAUGGGAAUAAGCCAGCAUUGGAAUUAGCUUCUAGUGUAACUAGAGAGCGUUAUCAGUCCUACAUUACCAAAGGUGAACCGGAAUGCCUUGCGCCGAUGCUAAGUGAAGACUGA
This is a messenger RNA of Arabis nemorensis, 453 nucleotides long. The record is from the annotation of a GenBank genome assembly. Lineage: Eukaryota; Viridiplantae; Streptophyta; Magnoliopsida; Brassicales; Brassicaceae.